Venturia canescens is the source of this 2861-nucleotide messenger RNA. RefSeq names its product neprilysin-2-like. Gene Ontology annotation, cellular component: plasma membrane. Lineage: Eukaryota; Metazoa; Arthropoda; Insecta; Hymenoptera; Ichneumonidae. The transcript has 10 exons. Gene Ontology annotation, molecular function: metalloendopeptidase activity. Gene Ontology annotation, biological process: protein processing. Bases 284 to 2542 code for a protein of 752 amino acids. The record is from RefSeq and is a predicted model, not a curated record.
CCAUUUCUUAAUCACGUAUAAGUGCAAUAGCUGACGAUCCAUGGCUGUGUAUGAGUAACAAAUAGCUAAUCUACGAUUUGUGUGAACUAGUUUCACUCAAAUACUAUCAGAGAAGUAACAUCCAUUCAAAAGCAGACCCGGAUCGGAAACACAGAAUAUUCGAGAAGAAUCGAAUCUGCCAUUCGGACGAUAAAUAUCUACGUACGUGCGCUUAAUUGACAAACCUGCACAUUUGUGCAGGUUUGAUAUUUAGAUACGCACAAUUUUAAUUCAACAUUGGAAAAUGCAUCUACGUUUUGGAAAUGACAAAUCCUGGAAAUCAAUGAUUUCGGCUCGCUGGUUGUCUGAGCUAUCCAUGCUCAUUUUAUGUUGUACACCAUCACUUACCGAAGGAAGAUCGGUGAAAAAUCCUCGCAACGUCUCGUAUUCAACUAUAGCUCGAUCCGAUCGAGGUGAAGUUUCUGAAUCCCAAUUAUAUCAUAUCCCAGCUAAUCACCAGGAUGAGUGUUCAACACCUGAAUGUAUACAUACAGCUUCCAUGAUCCUGAGGAAUAUGGAUUCCAACGUUGACCCUUGCGAUGACUUUUAUCGAUAUGCUUGCGGUGGUUAUAUCAAUAAGACAGUUCUUCCCGAUGGUGUAAGCGAAAUAGAGCCCACUCUUCUUAUGUAUGCGAAAUUGCAUGAGCAAAUAAAAGCGAUGAUCGAAACAACAGUUCAGCCGAAUGAACCGCGACAUUUUAGAUUGGUGAAAGAUCUCUACAAGAUUUGCGUGAAUACAACCGCUAUAGAGGCAGCAGGACUCGGAGCCCUUCACGACCAAUUGAAGAAACUAGGUGGGUGGCCAGUUCUCGUUGGAGAUGCAUGGAAAGAAAAUGAAUUCAAUUGGCAAAGCACAAUUUACAAAUUUCGAAAAUUCGGUUAUCCUUAUGAUGUCCUAAUUGGUUUCGGCAUCGUACUAGAUUGGGAAAAUGGCACCAAACGCAUGAUCGAGAUUGAUGAAGGAACUACCAGACUUCCACGUACUUAUCUGUUGGAGGGCUUAAAAAAUGAAAUUGUUGUUUCGUAUUACAAGUAUAUGGUUGACGUAGCUGUGUUGCUCGGGGCUAAUCGACGUCGCGCUCGAAUAGAACUGAUAGAAUCUUUGCUUUUUGAAAUGCAGCUAGCAGACAUUAGCUCCAGAAAUUACCACAAGCAACUAUACAAUCCAAUGACGCUCAAGGCAUUGUCGAAUAUCCACCCUCGUAUACCGUGGAAAGAAUACAUCACCAACUUAUUGCCUUCAUCAAUCACCGUCAAGGAAGACGAAGUAUUUAUCGUACGCAUAUCGAGUUAUAUUACUAAACUGGAAAAACUACUGUCGGAGACUCCAAAAAGGAUACAAGCUAAUUAUUUAAUAUGGAUCGCCGUAACGGAGUCGAUAACUUAUCUAAAUGAUGCCAUAAGGAAUAGGAAACAGCAGUUCCCAGAUUUGACUGUGAAAAAUACCAAAUUGCCAAAAAAUAUGGCAAGGUCAACCGAAUGCACCAAAACUGUUUUUGAGUUCUUUCCAAUUAUUACGAGUGCUAUGUACGUUCGAAAAUACUUCAACGCUGAAACGAAAAAAUCUGCUGCGGAGUUAAUAAUGGAUAUCAGAGAGCAAUUCAAGAUUGUUUUGAAAAAAGUCGAUUGGAUGGAUGUAAAGACACGAGAAAAGGCGUUAGAAAAAGCUACAGCGAUGGUCAGUCACGUCGCCUAUCCUGAAGAACUGUUGGACGAUGAGGUGCUCGAGAAGCUUUACGAAAAACUCGAUUUGUUCGAGAACAAUUAUCUCGGCACUGCACUCAACUUGAAAUUAUUCCAUACUGACUCGCUGUGGAAAAAAUUUCGCGAACCCGUCAAUAAAUCUAAUUGGAUGAAUCAUGGAGUGUCUGCCGUGAUAAAUGCAUUUUAUACUACAGACGAGAAUAGUAUUGAAUUUCCUGCGGGUGUUCUACAAGGAGUUUUCUUUCACAAAGACCGACCGAAAUAUAUCAAUUAUGGUUCAACUGGAUUUAUUGUUGGUCACGAAAUAACACACGCAUUCGAUAAUGAAGGCAAGCGAUUCGAUAAAAAUGGCAAUAUGGUCAAUUGGUGGGUUUCGUCUACGGAACGAAAUUACAAUCGACGUGUAGAGUGUAUAAUGAACCAGUAUGGAAACUAUCACGUUCCGGAAGUCAACCUAAAUCUGGAUGCUUACAAUACGCGAGAUGAAAAUGUGGCCGACGUAGGGGGCAUCAAAAUUGCAUAUUUAGCAUAUAAAAGUUGGGUGAAAAGGAAUAAACCUGAGAAUAAAUUACCCGGAAUUAAUCGGAGUCCGGAGCAAAUGUUUUGGAUAGGCGCGGCUAAUGUCUGGUGUUCAAAAAUAACACGUGAAGCUCUCCUUGAGGGUAUUAUCUCAGAACCGCACAGUCCCAAUGAGUUUCGAGUUCGUGGAUCCUUUUCGAAUAUGCCAGAAUUCGCUAAGGAUUUCAAUUGCCCAGAAGGCUCCGCAAUGAAUCCCAAAAAAAAGUGUUCAAUUUGGUAAAUUCUAUACGUGUUCUGAACCGUCUAUCAAGCAUAUCUAACUUUACAUUUUUUUUAUUUAUCCUAAAUCGAACAUAUUUAUGUCGAGGUGGACAAGUAAAUGCGACAACACCAACCUCAUAACGCAUUACCAAACAUAAAUAUUCGCUCUUUAUCACCGUUUAAUCGUAAUUUAUGAUAUAAGUAAUCGUUUUGAAAAACACCUUUUUUCAAGAUUGUAUUCCUGGAACAGAUUUUUUUUUAUUCGUCACCGAAUUCUCACCUAAAUAAAAAAUGUAAUGAAAAUUCCAUUAAAAAAAAAUGUGAAACCAACUGUGAAU